AAGUGUAACCCACACAGGAAGCUGUCAGGCCUGUUUGCAGUGAAGGAACACUCCCCCAUAUCUGAAGUGCAACUCCUGUUGAGCAGAGCAGAUGACUUAACAUUAAAGAGCAGCUCAUGAUUUGAGUCAACAGAUGUGCCAGAUUUGGGUGCUCAAAAGCUGAAACCAAGCAUCCACCUACACACGAAGUCAAAAUGAAUAGAAGAAAGCUGGGGUCGAGUCGAAAAAGUAAAGGAAGGCAGCAUGUGAAAGAGCCAGAAACAGAGCAAGAGCUUGAACCUAGAAAGGAUGUUCAGAAAGAGACAUGGGGUAUCGCAACUCUCCAAACACAAGUGACUGCAACAACGCAGCUUGAAAUGCAGGAAGAAUCAGGUCAAGGGAGUGAAUAUAUAUCUGCAAAGUGUGUUACCUCUUUGGUCUCGGCUCCUACACACACUUCUAAAAAUGAGUCCACUGCAAUCUCGUCUUCAGAGGGUGAAGCUGAAAUUAUUGUUGGCAAGAACAGCGAUGUGCAAGAUUGUAAAUUUGAGACUACACUGGAAGUAUCUGACAAAAGUGUUGCACAAAAUGAGGAAACCAAAGAUGGUCUUUUUGAGAUAACCAACGAGCCUGCAUGUCUUUCACUUGAUCAGCAAAUGAUCAACAUAAAAGAAAAACGCUCUGUGUAUUUUGUAGCAGAAUCAGACGGCAAUAAAAAAGCUGAUACAGACUUGUUCAGUCAAGAUGAAAGUUUUCAGGGCAAGUUCUCAGUAAGUGAGUCACAUAUUAAAAUAGUUUCAGAGUCAACCACGCCUGAGAAAACUGUGGAUAAUGCCACCAAUAAAGUAAACAGAGAAAUUAAAAAUGUUGAGCAAGAAGUAAUUGUAUUGCCUAAAGAAGAGUUGGCUACAAAUGAAGGAAAGGGAAAUGUUUUCAAACAAACUAAUGWAAGAGAUGUUCAGUAUCCAGAGGAGUCUGUGACUAAAGUGGAUAAAGACAAAGCAAAAGAAGUGCAUAAUAUGGAUCAAACUGAUGACUAUUCUGGAAGUCUGAAACUGCAAUUGCAACAAGAUUCUGAUCUAUGCCUUGAAAACACAACUCAGUCUGAUUUAAUUGCUCCGUCAGAUCCUCAACUUCAGGUCAAAUCUGCAAGUACAGAUGGGCAAACUGAUGCUAACUUCAGCGUCAGUGUGGGCAGACAAAARUUGGGGUCAAGCCAUAGAUAUAAAGACAGACAUCACGGUAAAGAACCAGACGAGAAAGUUAAGGAUAAUACCAAGUGUGAUGAAACUCUCAAAACACAAAGCAUUUCUUUACAAAUACAGACAGGAAGGCAAAAAGAACUGACUCAAGACAUUGAGCAAGAUUAUGUCCUGUCCAUUUCAGACGGCUCCAUGUCAUCAAUGCAUCUAUUUGAUGUUGAUUCUGUGGUUCAGGGCUCUGUGUCAACAAAAUGUGCUGAAACUGUCCCACAGAGUUUUAUGUCAAAAUAUGAAACUCUUGGUGAAACAGAGUUAGACGUUAAGCAAGAAAUGGUUAAAAAUUCAGAGGACGUUGCACAAGAAAAAGUAAACGAAAGUGACACUCUAAACAGUGAGGAUACCAAAGGUGUUAUUUCAGAAGGCACUCUGAAGGAAAUGCAAGAAGUAGAAAUUCAUCCAGUUCAAAUGCAAGAAAAUUUGCAAACUGAUCAAACACUGGGUGAUGGUGUAAAAUCCUGUGAAAUGGAUUGUAAAACUCUACCCGACUAUGCUAAAAUUUCUGAGCUCACUGUAAAAAAUAUGGAUCAAUCAAUCAAACAAGUGUAUCCCACAAACGACCUCUCAGAAKAUGCAGACAUGGAAAAUGAGAGUAAUUUAAAUGUUUCUAUGUUGCCUACAGAGAAAAACAUGAGUGAUUCUGCCACUGAGCAGGAGAAGAAUCUAACAACUGAUCAUCAAACAUUUUACCAAGAGGAGGCAGUGGAGGGGGAUGAAUUAAAAUUGUCAAUACUUAAGUCAGAAACUGUUUUUGUUAACACAAACGACAACGAUCCCAAAACUGUAGACGAGCAAAUAAACACAGACUUUGACAAAAAGGGCAAAAGAAAAAAACUUGGGUCGAAACGCAGGAAAAGACUAAGAAGUUUGAACGAAUCCAAGCAAGACUUAUUUGUAAAUAUCAAACCUAAUGUAUCCCCUGAAGCAACACCAAUAUCAUUAGAUACAACAGUAGUAACCCAGAAAGAGUUAAAGCAAGACACAAACUGUGACAUUAACCAAACUAUGUCCCAUGACAGCUCUAUGAAUUCAAUACCUUCAGUUGAGCAAUCUGCAAAGAUUCACAUUUCUGGGGCAAAAGAAUAUCCUGAUCUUGACCUGGAGAGUUUUAAUUCAAAAAGAGAAAAUGCUCCAGAAAAUCUAAAUAAAAUAGACACAGACAAUAAUUCGGAGUCUGUUAAACUCAGAGACACCGCAACAGUGGAUGAAUCUUUUCUGAGUAAAGAAGUGAUAACUCCUCAUGAUUCAGUAAAKGUUGUAGGAGUUCUUGCAGAUCUGAAAACACAAGUGCAAGAAAGUUUGCAAAUUGAUAACGUAUGUGACACUGUGACUAAUGAUGCCUCAGAAAAUCUAAAAAUUGUUAUUGGAAACUUGAUGGACCAAUUUGAAUCUGUCAACACUCACCAGUCUGGGUUCACUAAGAAAGAUACUGAUGAUUCUGUUACCAACCAAAAAGUUUUCAUUUCUGAUGAUAAAGUGAUCAUGUCUUUUGCAGUAAAAGGAAAUGCAAAGGCUUUAGUCCAGAGAAAUGAGGAUAAUCUUGCGAAUGAGCCAGAGCAAACACAGAUCAAUCAAACAGAAAGAGAAGACACAGCUCUCAUUCAGACAUAUGAAGAUGAAGGUUUCAUGGGCGUAGAUAUUACAUACAGUUCUGAAUGUAGCGUUCAUCAAGGAGGAUCCAUCUCUAAAUUUCAUCAGUCUCAACUGUCAGAUUUAAAUGGUCGUUUGGACAGCCAACUUCAGGAUAAAACUUUGAGCACAACUGAGCAAACUGAGGCUAACUUCAGCUUCAAUAGGGGCAGAAGACAGCUCGGGCCAACUCUCCAAACUCAAGUGUCAGAAGUAGUACAGCCUGAAGUGCAAGAAAAAUCACAUCAAGAGAGUGAAUAUGAUCUACCUGUAGAGCAUGAUGCCUCCUUGGUCUUCACCACUACAUGUGAUUUUUCUGAGGUCAAGCAGUUAACUUCAGUGUCCUGUUCAAAGGAAGUUACAGAAAUUACAGUCAGAAAAGACAAUGUGCAAAACUGUAAAGAUGAGACAAAACUGGAAGAAAUUCACAAAAAUGGCACUUCUGAAAAUGAGGCAACCAAAGAAAGUACACAUGAUUAUCUUUCUGAAUUAGCCAAUUUAUCUGUGUGUCCUGUUGGUCAACAGAUCAUAAAUCAAGAAGGAAUUUUCAACAUGGAUGUGUCAGACUCAGAAAGAAAUGAGAAAGCUGAUUCAGAUUUGUUUCUAGGCGAUUAUUCUGUGAAUAAAUCACAUGUAAAGACAUGUUCAGAGUCAACCACAUCAGAGAUGAUCGCAGAUAACACCAAUAAAGACAGACAAAUUAGGCACAAUCUUAAGCRAGCACCAAUUAUGUUACCAAAAGAGGAAUUGGCUACAAAUGAAGAAAAGGGUGAACUUUUCAAACUACCGGUACCUAACAUGGUAAGAGAUGUUCAGUAUCCAGAGAAUGCUGUGAAUAAAGUGGAUAAUAAAAACCUUAACCCAACAAAAGUGCACAGUAUGGAUCAAGCUGAUGGCUCUUCUGAAAGUCUCAAACUACAAGCUGCAGAUGAUUCUGAUCUAUACUCUGAUAGUUUGAUACCGGAAAUAUAUCAGCCUGAGAACAUGAUAAAAAGUGCAGAUGACUCUGCARCUAAAUAUGCAGAUUCAACUCCUGAUGGGAAACUGAAUUCACAAUCUGCAAGAGAAGAAAAAACAGUUGGUGAUGAGGUAAAUAUGGAUGAUUCUGUGCAUGAAACCAAACAAACAUGGAUCAACAAAUCAGAUAAGGUAAAUAUUGCUCUCAGUCAGACAUAUGAGGUUGUAUGUCCUAUGCAGAGAGAUUUUUCUGGACAAAGCUUUCAUGGCAAAGGAGCCAUCUUUGAAGCUGAGAGGAAUGAUAUCUGUGUUCGGUCUCCCUUGUCAGACAUAAAUUAUCCUUCAAACCCCCAACUCCAAGACAAAUCUCUAAGUAUGGAGGAGAAAACUGGUGCUAACUUCAGCCUCAGUGGAAACACAAGAAAACUGGGGUCGAGACGAGAACGUAAAGGAAGACAACGUGUCCGAGAUUCAGAAAUUGAGCAAGAUCAGAAACCUAUAAAAGAAAUCCAGGAAGAGAGCAGCAGUAUUGAAAUUCUGCAAGCACAAGCGUCAGAAGCAACACAGCUUGAAAUGCAGGAAGAAGACAAGAGUCAAUACAGUACAUCUGCAGAGUGUGAUGCUUCAUUAGUCUUAGACUUUACACACAAAUUUUCUGAGUUUAAGGAAUCAAGUGAAGUGUCUUUUCCAGAGGACAAAGUCAGUCAAGAUGAAACCAACUUGGAAGAAACUGAUGAAAGUAGUAACAUUGUUCAAAAUGUGAAAACUAAACAAAAUACACAUGAAUGUCUCUCUGAAUUGCCCAAUUUCUCUGCAUGUCCAUCCAGUGAUCAACAAAAACUCAACAAGCGUGAAGAAUUUCACAAUUUGUAUAUUUCAGCCGAUUUAGAAACCAAUAAAAACACUGAUACAGACUUGUUCAGACAAGAUGAACGUUGUCAGGGUAAUUACUCAGUGAGUGAGUCACAUGUUAAAACAGAUUCAGAGUUAACCACACCAGAGAUAACUGCAGAUAAUAGCACUAAUAUAAUAAACAGGAAAACUAAAGACAGUAUUGAGCAAGCAGUAAAUGUAUUGCCAAAUGAGAUGGCUCCGAAUGAAGAAAAAUGUCAACUUUUCAAACUACCUAAAGUAAGACAUGGUCAGUAUCUACAGGAUGUUGUGGAUAAAGUAGAUAAUGAAGGCAAAAAACUAAAUUUAUGGUUUGCAGGAGAAGAAAAACUGGUGGAGGAACAUUUUAUUGAACAAUUGAGUAAUCAAGAAGAAGUCCGCCCUGAAGCUGAGAGUAAUAAUGUUUCUGUUCAAUCUCCACUGACAGACGUUAAAACUCCUUCAGAGCCUCAACUUCAAGAAAAAUCUCUGAGCAUAGAUGAACAAACGGGUGUUAAUGUCACCUUCUGGGGGAGCACAAGAAAACUGGGGUCAAGUCAUAAAAAUAAAGAAAAACAGCUUGGAAACAAAUUUAAAGAGGCAGGUAUCAAAAGUACAAAGGAUAAUGAAGCACUUGAAGAGCCAAAAACACACCUCAAAUCUAAUACACAGAGUUUAUUACUUCAAAGUAAAAAUCUUCAAAAAGAUCAAGAUGAAGAAAGAGAUUUUGAUGUUGAAAUUGUGGAGAAAUCAUUGGAUGACACAAAGGAAAAUGAGGAUAAAUCUGAUACGUCUUACAAUGAGAACAUAAGAAAUGUUCUAAACGACGGUGCACAACUUGAAGAGGAUAAGGUGAAAGUUCAUCUGACACAAAUGCCAGAAAGCCUACAAAUUGAUUUUUCAUUGCAGACUGUUACAUGUGAUGGCACUGAAAUCAGUGAAGUUGUUUCUGAAUGUCUGACUGACCUCUCUGAAAUAUCUGAGCUCAAAAUGCAAACUGUUAAUGAUGAAAAUGAAGAGAAACCUGCAGAAGUAGACAUCUCAAUGGCUUUGGAACAGAAACGUGAC
Austrofundulus limnaeus is the source of this 5762-nucleotide messenger RNA. RefSeq lists its product as uncharacterized. The record is from RefSeq and is a predicted model, not a curated record. Lineage: Eukaryota; Metazoa; Chordata; Actinopteri; Cyprinodontiformes; Rivulidae.